This is a messenger RNA of Cuculus canorus (common cuckoo), 3302 nucleotides long. It is a transcript of the gene SUPT16H, whose product is annotated as SPT16 homolog, facilitates chromatin remodeling subunit. Gene Ontology annotation, cellular component: FACT complex. Gene Ontology annotation, biological process: positive regulation of transcription elongation by RNA polymerase II; transcription elongation by RNA polymerase II. The record is from RefSeq and is a predicted model, not a curated record. Gene Ontology annotation, molecular function: nucleosome binding. NCBI's taxonomy places the organism in Eukaryota, Metazoa, Chordata, Aves, Cuculiformes, Cuculidae.
GCGCUUCCGGGAGGGUUUGAGGAGGAGGAGGAGAGAAAAUUCGCGGUAGUGAGGAGAGAAAGAGGAGGAAGAGGAGGAGGAGGAGGAAGAGGCGGCGGCUGUGACGCGGGUCCCGCCGCGGGGGCUUCGGCUCUCCAUGGCGCUCAGCCUCGACCGAGACGCCUUCGGCAGGAGAUUGCGGCGGCUCUAUGGCAGCUGGCAGAAGGGCGAGGAGGAGCUCGGCGCCGUGGACGCCAUUGUGGUGGCCGUGGGGGUGGACGAGGAGAUCGUCUACGCCAAAUCCACCGCUCUCCAGACGUGGCUUUUCGGCUACGAGUUAACGGAUACCAUCAUGGUGUUCUGCGAGGAGAAGAUCCUCUUCAUGGCGAGCAAGAAGAAGGUGGAAUUCCUGAAGCAGGUGGCCCACGGGAAGGGCGGAGAAGGAGCCAACGGAGUCCCCGGCAUCACGCUGCUCGUCCGCGAGAAGAACGAGAGCAACGAGGCCAACUUUGAGAAGAUGGUGGAGGCCCUGAAGAGCAGCAAAGGCGGAAAACGCAUCGGAGUCUUCAGCAAAGACAAAUUUCCGGGCGACUUCAUGAAGAGUUGGAACGAUUGUCUCAACAAAGAAGGCUUCGAGAAGGUGGACAUCAGCGCCGUGGUGGCCUACACGAUGGCGGCCAAAGAGGACGGCGAAGUCAACCUGAUGCGCAAAGCGGCCGCCAUCACCUCCGAGGUCUUCACCAAGUUCUUCAAGGAACGCGUGAUGGAGAUCGUGGACGCGGAUGAGAAGGUGCGUCACAGCAAGUUGGCGGAGUCGGUGGAGAAGGCCAUCGAGGAGAAGAAGUUCUUGGCCGGAGCCGAUCCGUCGGCGGUGGAGAUGUGUUAUCCGCCCAUCAUCCAGAGCGGAGGGAACUACAACCUCAAGUUCAGCGUCGUCAGCGACAAGAACCACAUGCACUUUGGGGCCAUCACGUGCGCCAUGGGCAUCCGCUACAAAUCCUACUGCUCCAACCUGGUGAGGACGUUGCUGGUGGAUCCACCGCAGGAGAUGCACCACUACGCCUUUCUCCUUCAGCUUCAGGAGGAGCUCCUCAAGGAGAUGCGGCACGGCACGAAGCUCUGCGACGUCUACAGCGCAGUGAUGGACCUCGUGAAGAAGCAGAAACCCGAAUUGUUGAGCAAAAUCACCAAAAAUUUGGGCUUCGCGAUGGGCAUCGAAUUCCGCGAGGGCUCUUUGGUCAUCAACAGCAAAAACCAACACCGCCUCAAGAAGGGUGAGGAGAAUGGCGUCAGCGUCAACGUGGGCUUCUCGGAUCUCCCCAACAAGGACGGGAAGAAGCCGGAAGAGCGCACCUACGCCAUCUUUAUCGGCGACACCGUUCUGGUGGGACGAAGAAGGUCCCGCCGUCGUCCCACCGCCGUCAAGAAGAAAGUGAAGAACGUCGGGAUUUUCCUGAAGAACGAAGACGAAGAGGAAGAAGAAGGCGAAAAGGACGAAGCGGAAGAUCUUCUGGGACGAAGCUCCCGAGCGGCGCUGCUCACCGAGAGGACGCGGAACGAGCUGACGGCCGAGGAGAAGCGCCGCGCCCACCAGAAGGAGUUGGCCACCCAACUCAACGAAGAAGCCCGACGCCGCUUGACCGAGCAGAAGGGCGAACAGCAGAUCCAGAAGGCCCGGAAGUCCAACAUCUCCUACAAGAACCCCUCUUUGAUGCCGAAGGAGCCCCACAUCCGCGAGAUGAAGAUCUACAUCGAUAAGAAGUACGAGACGGUCAUCAUGCCGGUCUUCGGCAUCGCCACCCCCUUCCACAUCGCCACCAUUAAGAACAUCAGCAUGUCGGUGGAAGGGGACUACACGUAUCUCCGCAUCAACUUCUACUGUCCCGGAAGCGCUUUGGGUCGCAACGAGGGCAACAUCUUCCCCAACCCUGAAGCCACCUUCGUCAAGGAGAUAACGUAUCGGGCGUCCAACAUGAAGACCCCCGGAGAACAAACGGUUCCUGCGUUGAACCUCCAAAACGCCUUCAGAAUCAUCAAAGAGGUCCAAAAACGCUACAAAACGCGCGAAGCCGAAGAGAAGGAGAAAGAGGGCAUCGUCAAACAAGACUCGUUGGUCAUUAACCUCAACCGGAGUAACCCCAAGCUGAAGGACCUCUACAUCCGCCCCAACAUCGCUCAGAAGAGGAUGCAGGGGUCACUCGAGGCGCACGUCAACGGCUUCCGCUUCACCUCCGUCCGCGGCGACAAAGUGGACAUCCUCUACAACAACAUCAAACACGCCGUCUUCCAACCCUGCGACGGCGAAAUGAUCAUCGUCCUUCACUUCCACCUCAAGAACGCCAUUAUGUUCGGCAAAAAGCGCCACACGGACGUCCAAUUCUACACCGAAGUUGGAGAAAUCACCACCGAUUUGGGCAAACACCAACACAUGCACGACCGCGAUGACCUCUACGCCGAGCAGAUGGAACGAGAGAUGCGCCACAAGUUGAAAACGGCCUUCAAGAACUUCAUCGAGAAGGUGGAAGCCCUCACCAAGGAGGAACUGGAGUUCGAGGUCCCCUUCCGGGAGUUGGGCUUCAACGGUGCCCCCUAUCGCAGCACUUGUCUUCUCCAACCCACCAGCAGCGCUUUGGUCAACUGCACCGAGUGGCCUCCGUUCGUGGUCACUUUGGAUGAGGUGGAGUUGAUCCACUUCGAACGCGUUCAGUUCCACCUCAAGAACUUCGAUAUGGUCAUCGUCUACAAAGACUACAGCAAAAAGGUCACCAUGAUCAACGCCAUCCCCGUCGCCUCCUUGGACCCCAUCAAGGAGUGGCUCAACUCCUGUGACCUCAAGUACACGGAGGGCGUCCAAUCCCUCAAUUGGACGAAGAUCAUGAAGACCAUCGUGGAUGACCCCGAGGGCUUCUUCGAACAGGGCGGGUGGUCCUUCCUGGAGCCCGAGGGCGAGGGCAGCGACGCCGACGUGGGCGAAUCGGAGUCGGAGAUUGAGGACGAGACCUUCAACCCCUCCGAGGAGGACUAUGAGGAGGAGGAGGAGGACAGCGACGAAGAUUACUCCUCUGAGGCCGAGGAGUCAGAAUAUUCCAAGGAAUCCCUGGGCAGCGAAGAGGAGAGCGGGAAGGACUGGGAUGAGUUGGAAGAAGAAGCUCGGAAAGCCGACCGCGAGAGUCAAUACGAGGAAGAGGAAGAGCGCGGACGGAGCCGGAAAAGGAAAGCGGCGACCGCACGCGGCGCUUCCCACCGCCCCCCGGGACCUCCCAAGAAGAAGAGGAAGUAGAGGACCUCCUCCUUCGGGGCUCCUUCGGGGCCUUCCGGAUCAA